AUGGGGACCCAGGAUGUGCACAGUAAGGGCCCCAUGGUGGCCAUGAUGCACCUGCAUCCACUGCUGUACUGGGAAUGUCCUCCGAUUUCUCCCAAGCCUACCCGUGGUCCCAUGAUGCCCUUCUGCCAUGGGGCACAGGCCUCCCAGUGCCCACCUGCAGGGCUCAUGGGGGCAGAAGGGUGCCCUACAGAGGGGUCACAAAGUGGAGAGGCAGCUGUGGGGGUCCACGUGGGCCUCCAGCUCCUCCUGGGUUCAAAGGGCAUCAGGCAGUCACAGGUCAACAUCACAAUGGCCGGCUGGGCCAGACUCAGGGAGGCUAGAUUAAGGCUCACCUCUGGAGUCCUCUGCGCCAGACUGUUUCAGGCCAUGGGCACUUGGAAGAACCUAAGUAGGGUCUUAGUUGCGGAGGAGCCGAGACAGCACGGCCUGGACGAUGGUCGCGCCGCCCAGCAGCUUGUGCAGCUGGGGGUCGUAGCGGGUGGCCAGUUGCAGGCUGACUGGAUGAUGCGCGCCCUCUUGCCUGCGUGCACCUUGCAGCCCUGCAAGUCUUGGUUACAUGCCUCCCAGUCAGUCGCCGGCCAGAGAGCUUUAUAUUCCGGGAGCGCCGCCACUGGAUGCUGUAUUCAUCAAUGGAGUGUGGGGACUUGCGGCCCUGGAUCCUCAUUGGCUGCUGUGCGACGCCAUGUCCUGCGCUUUGUCCAAUCAGACGAGAUCUGGAAAGUCGCUUCAUUUGCAUACAGCCCGGGAGAAUGGGUCUUUUGGCUCGGGCACACUCCUCAGGCCCCCGUUCAGGCUCCGGUUUCCUCCGAAGUUGCUGACCCCGGCUGGCAGGCGGGGUGCGCGGUGACCGCGAAAGCCCGCGGCAAGAGGAGGCCUGCAGCGAGCACAGAAACAAGGAGCACUAGAGCGGCUGGGCUGGACUUCCCAGAGUGUCGCCUACAUCCUGGUCGCCAUGGCACCCGGCCAGGCGCUGCGCCCCAGCUGUGCGCUCCCCUCCACCGGGGCAGGAGGGCCCGCUCGGUCACAGGAGGCGAAGAGGUGGCGCUUCGGAGCCUCGCAGUCAGAAUAAAAUUCCUCAAGGAACUAGCCUUCCCUGAGAAGAUUCUGGGCACGCACUGUGCCAGGUCUUUGGAUGCUCCGGGGACAGCGACUCUGGAAGCCCAGGGAGACCCAGGGCAGGGGGCUUCUGGAAGCAGCUGCCGCUGGGGACCCCUGCCUAGCUUGGAGUCUUCAAGACAGGAAAGAAGGAAAAAGAAGACAUUCCAAAGAGGAUGGGCAGAGGAAGAUCCCCAGAAAUCUGCAUGGUGCGUGGGGGGCCAGAGACCCGUGGAGUCUGUAGGUCUGGACCAGUAUACAUGCACAUUAGAGUCGAUGUUCUCUGUUCAUUUAUUGCAGCCCCCAACACCUUCCAGGAUGUGCACCGCUGUCAUAUUCCAAAAGCUUCUCAGGAUUUUCCCCCCUAAACAUGCACAGGCACCCACACACUUGAUGAGGAGCCAGUUACAGAAAUCCAAGUGACUUACGCCACCCUGGAACUGACUUCCUUCCCAGGCGUGAAGUCCUGUGUUAGGUAGGGACCCCCAGUCCCUGCUGGGUCACCUUGGUGCCUUUUCUUCUGCUUUGCUGUCACUUCCUUUAUCUUCAUUGCCCUCCCCAAAGGCACCUACUCAGACAGGUACCAUUCACCAGUUUGUGGAGUGUCCUGCAACCUUGAAUUGUUCGGCGUGCACACAUUUUAAGUUUCAGUAAAAAGUUCGUCCUGUU
Messenger RNA from Neofelis nebulosa (Clouded leopard), 1764 nucleotides. RefSeq lists its product as uncharacterized. The coding region runs from base 1 to 1518 and encodes 505 amino acids. NCBI's taxonomy places the organism in Eukaryota, Metazoa, Chordata, Mammalia, Carnivora, Felidae. The record is from RefSeq and is a predicted model, not a curated record. The transcript has 5 exons.